This is a messenger RNA of Mycena citricolor, 1433 nucleotides long. The record is from the annotation of a GenBank genome assembly. Lineage: Eukaryota; Fungi; Basidiomycota; Agaricomycetes; Agaricales; Mycenaceae.
AUGCGAGGAACUCACAUUCCCGCAGGAUUCACCGGACGCCUGAUCGCUCAUUACCUCGCCUCUCACAAGGACCGCGACUCAUUCGUCUUAUCACUUGCUGCGCGCUCCAAAACGCGUCUAGAUGCUGUCGUCUCCGAGCUGGGCUCUCAGCGCGCUGUGCGCCUACAUGUCGUGGACGUCACCCGCCCCGAGCAGAUCGACGCCGCAGUUGCUGGAAAGUCUGUCGUGAUCAACACCGUGGGUCCGUUCUGGACUUGGAGCACACCGGUGGUGAAAUCAUGCGUGAGAAACGGCGUGCAUUACGUCGACCUCACAGGCGAGACGCAUUGGAUCAAGCAAAUCAUAACAUCAUUCCAUUACUCGGCGUCCAAAACCGGGGCGAUCAUCGUUCCGUCCUGUGGGUUCGACUCUGUCCCCGCCGACAUCCUCUCAUACCUCAGUGCCCGGGGGAUCUCGGGGGGAACUAUCGCCACGAUGGUCUCGAUGCUGGAGGAGGUCCAUCCGAACGAUCUCGCGAGCGUGAGGAUACCGUAUCCGCUGAGCCCAUUCGUCGGAGACACACCGGCGCCUGCUCCACGCCUGUUGUAUCGCCUUCCGAUACCCGAAUCAGGGAAAACUCUUGUCGGGUCCUAUUUCUUCAUGACACAACCAAAUCGUGCGAUUGUCGAGCGCUCCUGGGGCCUUUUCAAGAGCUCGCCUGGUAGCUCGUCCAUGCAGUACGGCAACAACUUCAAGUAUGAUGAGAUGAUUGUGUCCUCGAAAGGAGUCACCGGGGCGAUCUUGAUCACGCUGGGAACCAUUUUGGGGCUCGGUUGUAUGAUGAUUACACCUCUCCGCUGGUUGCUCUUGAAAGUCCUUCCGAAAGCAGGCGACGGUCCAUCUCAGUCGGUACGAGAUAACGGAUGGGUCAAAGUGACCAAUAUCACGACGGCAGUUUCGCCCUCAUCGACUAGUUCUCAGCCAUCAGUAGUCAAAUCAGUCCUGACGGGCAAAGGAGAUCCUGGAUAUAGCUUUACCUCAGUCCUCAUCGGGGAAGCUGCGUUGACCAUUGCCCUUUCUCCCGAAUCAUUGCCGAGUCUGGCGCGUUCUGGAGGAGUUUUCACCCCUGCCACGGCACUAGGCGACGUCUACAUCGAACGUCUCCGCAAUUCCGGUCGAGCAACCUUGGAAAGCAAGCUUGUCACAGCCCGAGCUCCAGAAACCCGGAAGACAGCCUGAUGCGUCAUCUCAAAUGCCUCACGCGAAGACACAGAUGCUCACUGGAACAUAUGACGUACAAGUGGAGAUCAGAUUAUUCAUCUAGAGCGGACUGACGAAUACUGGAAGCGAAAGCGAAAUAGACUACCUACAUACUUGAUACAUAUAGCCAUGCAUUUUAUUGGAACACUUACCUCUCGCAUAGACUUUAAUGUACUUGGCAUGGUAAAUGAGAG